AUGCUCUUGUCGCUGACGCUCUUCCUGUGGAGGCUUCGCCGGCAUCUCUGCACCAUGUUCAGCUCAGACAGACUCACGGUCCCGGAUUAUGUUAGCCGACUGCAGAGAGGAAGGAGCGGCUCCGGCUCCGGCUCCGGCCCCAGGGCGGUUUCUCCGGGCAUCAGCGCAGACGUCCACGCCGUCCUGGAGACCUCCAUCCCCGCCCUGCGCGGCGCCAUCAGGAGGCUGAAGUCGGGAAAGGAGAGCUCGGAUUCGGACGAGACGCGCAGGGCCGUGGCGGAGAUCUAUCAGCUGGUGGAGGAGGCGUGGGUUCUGCCCACCGUGGGGCGACAGGUGGCCGAGGGCAUCUGCAACAGGAUCCGGCUGGACGGAGGCCUGGAGCUGCUGCUCCAGCUCCAGCAGACGCCGGCGGUGGAGAUCACCUACGAGUCUGCGAAGCUGCUGGAGCAGAUACUGAUCGCAGACAACAGGGACUACGUGGCCCGCAUGGGCCUGGGCGUCGUCCUCAACCUGAGCCGGCAGCAGGAGGACGCCCAGCUGGCUCGCAGCGUCUCCGGCAUCCUGGAGCACAUGUUCAAACACACCGAGGAGACGUCGGUGCACCUCAUCGCCAACGGCGCCCUGGACGCGCUGCUGUUCUGGUGCAGGAGCACCGACCCCACCGUGCUGCGCCACUGCGCCCUGGCCCUGGCCAACUGCGCCAUGUACGGGGGCCACCGCUGCCAGCGCCGGAUGAUCGAGAAGCAGGCGGCCGAGUGGCUCUUCCCGCUGGCCUUCUCCAAGGAGGACGAGCUCAUUCGCUUCCACGCGUGUCUGGCGGUGACCGUGUUGGCCGCCAACCGGGAAAUCGAGAAGGAGGUGGUGAAGUCGGGGACCUUGGAGCUGGUGGAGCCGUUCAUCGCCUCUUUGGACCCGGACGACUUCGCCCGCAGUUUGCUGGACAGUGCGGACUCGAUGCAGGGAAGGACGGCGUCCGACCUGCAGCAGCUACUGCCGCUGCUGGACGGCACCAGGCUGGAGGGAAAGUGCAUUGCAGCCUUUUACCUCUGCGUUGAGGCCAGCAUCAAGUCCCGUCAGAACAACACUAAGAUAUUCCAAGAGAUCGGAGCGGUGCAGAGCCUCAAAAGAAUCGUCAUGUACUCCAGCAACGGCACGGCCUGCGCGCUCGCCAAGCGGGCGCUGAGCAUGAUGGGAGAGGAGGUGCCCAAGCGCAUCCUGUCGUGCGUGCCCAACUGGAAAACCUGUGAGGUGCUGACCUGGCUGCAGCAGGUGGGCUUCAGCGCCUACUGCGAGCGUUUCCAGGAGCUGCAGGUGGAUGGAGACCUGCUGCUGAACAUCACAGACCAGGAUCUGAGCUCCGACCUGGGCAUGACGGCGGGCCUUGUUCGAAGAAGAUUCCUGAGAGAUCUGCGCGUGUUGAAGACGUACGCCAACUACUCCACGUGUGACCCCAACAACAUGGCCGACUGGCUGGCUGAGGUGGACCCUCGGUUCCGCCAGUACACCUAUGGCAUGGUCCAGUCGGGGGUCGAUCGCGGCAGCGUCCAGCACCUGACGGACCAGCAGCUCCUGCAGGACUGCCUCGUGGACAACGGGGUCCACAGGGCCAAGAUACUGUAUGCCAGCCGCAAACCCGCUAGGCCCUGCCACACGGACGCGCGGCCCGCCGGGCCCGACGUGUUCAUCAGCUACCGCCGGACCACGGGCUCCCAGCUGGCCAGCCUUCUGAAGGUGCACCUGCAGGUUCGAGGCUACAGCGUCUUCAUAGAUGUGGAGAAGCUGGAGGCUGGGAAGUUUGAGGACAAACUGAUUCAGAGUGUGCAGCGGGCGCGUAACUUCAUCCUGGUGCUGUCUGCCAACGCGCUGGACAAGUGCAUGGGGGACAUGGCCAUGAAGGACUGGGUGCAUAAGGAGAUAGUCACAGCUCUGGCUGCCAAGAAGAACAUCGUUCCCGUCACAGAUAACUUUACGUGGCCCGAUCCCACGUCCCUGCCAGAGGACAUGAGAGCUAUCCUCAACUUCAAUGGCAUCAAAUGGUCCCAUGAGUAUCAGGAGGCCACGAUCGAGAAGAUCCUGCGCUUUCUGAAAGGACAACAAGACCAGGUAGACAAGCCUGACGCGUCCAAAGGGCAGAAGAAGCAAUGAACCAACCUCUCUGUAAUAACUUCCAACAUGGCUUCUGGUGAAAAGUGCAGCAGCUUCCUCUGUUCAAAUGCAUGGUAUUGUUAAAUCUACAUGCUCACAUAGGGAACUGUAUGUAUUUAGGCCCAAUGUAGCGCAAAUGAACAAAUUAAUAGUGUUUCAGAUUGUACAUAAUACAGCGUAAGCCUUUAAUGCCAGUAUCCUCAUACUGCUGUACAUGUGUAAUCAGGUCUAAGCCUUGUCUCUCAGGAAAAUAACUGUGAUAGAUCAGCCGUCACUGGCAUCCAGCAGAAUCACCAAGAGCAAUCACCGUUUCAGUUUGCAGUACGCAAUCAGCAUUAGUUUAAAUCACCAAACAUUCAGAAGGUAAAGCAGGUCUGAUUUGUGCUGACGUUUUGUGUUAUCUUGGUGGGCACAGCUGGCCUGAUGUAAGCUGGAGGCAUGUUGUACAGGAAUGAGCUGCAUUCUGUAUGAUGAAAUAAUUAACAAAAGACAUUUACAGGUGACAAAAACACCCAUUGAGGAUUGAAUAUCUCCUACCCAAAGGUGGAUUCAAUAAACACACACACACGCGCACACACACGCGCACACACACACACACACACACACACACACACACACACACACACACACACACACACACACACACACACACACACACACAC
This is a messenger RNA of Betta splendens (Siamese fighting fish), 2807 nucleotides long. It is a transcript of the gene sarm1, whose product is annotated as sterile alpha and TIR motif containing 1. The record is from RefSeq and is a predicted model, not a curated record. Gene Ontology annotation, biological process: response to axon injury; signal transduction; negative regulation of MyD88-independent toll-like receptor signaling pathway. Gene Ontology annotation, cellular component: dendrite. The coding region runs from base 1 to 2145 and encodes 714 amino acids. NCBI's taxonomy places the organism in Eukaryota, Metazoa, Chordata, Actinopteri, Anabantiformes, Osphronemidae. Gene Ontology annotation, molecular function: NAD+ nucleosidase activity; protein binding; signaling adaptor activity. The transcript is spliced from 8 exons.